Messenger RNA from Punctularia strigosozonata HHB-11173 SS5, 852 nucleotides. RefSeq names its product G-protein gamma subunit. Gene Ontology annotation, biological process: G protein-coupled receptor signaling pathway. Bases 145 to 390 code for a protein of 81 amino acids. Gene Ontology annotation, molecular function: G-protein beta-subunit binding. NCBI's taxonomy places the organism in Eukaryota, Fungi, Basidiomycota, Agaricomycetes, Corticiales, Punctulariaceae. Gene Ontology annotation, cellular component: heterotrimeric G-protein complex. The transcript is spliced from 4 exons. The record is from RefSeq and is a predicted model, not a curated record.
CUGCGAACGGUUUCCUGCUGAGCAACCUUUUUCUUCCUUCCUAUACCAGAAAAACUCCUUGGUCGCGACCUAGUCGCGUUUCAUUCCGCCGUCCGUCGACACCUACGCCCACAGGCUCAGUCGUGAUACCGCCGUUGCCUCGCCAUGGAUGCCCGCCCGCACAAGCAGUCUAUGUCGGAGCUCAAGCUCAGGAGGCUCACUGAGCAUAACCAGCGACUAAAGGAGGAUUUGCAUCGACCCAGGAUCCGGGUCAGCGAAGCCAGCAGGAGUUUGAUCGACUACUGCAAGAAUACCAAGGACCCGCUGAUACCGUCGAUAUGGGGCCCCUUGAACAAGGGCGAGGAUCCCUUCGCGCCGCCUGCGACAGGGUGUGCCUGCACCAUCAUGUGAAGCGGCCGACUUCACGCAGACGCCCUGCAGCUCAUCCGCGAGCGGCGUCAUACCCGCCUUCCCCUUCAUACCGUGUCGGCAAUCCUCGCGUAGCGUCCUUCGACGUGACCCGUUCAUCGAGGGCUCUGACUUGCGAAGAGUCAUCCCAGCCUCUCUGCACCACAAACCCCUACGCUCCUUGUUUCUGGCUUAUCAGAAAAUCUCGUUACUUUAUGUUCGAGACGCCACUGUCUAAUCGCUGGGUGGGGACAGAUCCCGGUUCUUGCACACGCGCGUCAGGUUUAUUUGGACGGAGAUGCGGCUGCCAGCGCGUGCCUUUUUAUGGCACCUUCCUUCUGAUAUACAUAAUCGGACGUUUUUAGUAUAUUCAUUUUCUCGGUCUGUCUAUCCGCACAUCCAAGCCUAUCGUCCCUCCCAGCUGCAUAUAGAUCUAACACAAAUUGUGAAUAUCAUCGCUCUGGC